GUCCUGCUGGCCAGAAUCUCCUUUUGGUUUCAGUUACUUUUACGGUUGUGGGAAGUUUGGUGGAAGGUUUUCUUUCCAUAUUACUUUGCAGUUCUAGAUUGUUUAUUUCAUCUUGUGUGGAAUUUUAAUUAGAAAAAGAGAUUUGUCUCAUUCGCAUGAAAUUAAUCUUGUUCAGAAUAUGUUCUUGCAGGUUAGAGAUUCUGGGUGUGGCAUUAGCCCACAAGAUAUCCCACUAGUAUUCACCAAAUUUGCAGAGGCACGAAGUACAUCAAAUCGAAGUACUGGAGGGAAGGGUCUGGGGCUCGCCAUUUGCAGACGAUUUAUUCAACUUAUGAAAGGUAACAUUUGGGUUGAAAGUGAAGGCCUAGGAAAAGGAACCACCGUCACGUUCGUAGUUAAACUUGGAGUCUGCAACCAUCCAAAUGCAUUGCCAAUGCUACCUAUGGUCCCUAGAGGCAGGCUGAACAAAGGUGGUGAUGAUCUCUUCAGGUAUACACAGUUCCGUGGAGAGGAAGGUGGGAUGGCUGUGACUGCUCAACGCCAGCAAAGAAGUUUGUAAAUCACGACAAACAUUGGUGACAUGAUAGUACAGAAGACCAGGACUUGUGAAUUUGGGAUUUCUUCACUGUUUUGUAUGCUCCAAUGGCAGUGUCUUGUAACUAACUUAAUUUAGUGACCUAAAAAGUGAGGUCUAAACAUUGCACCAUCUUGAAAAUAUCACUAUUUAACUUGUAUAGCGAGCUUUAGACAAAAAUAUGAUAGGGCCUACAAUGCUCUUAGGAGUGUUUACUUCUGGACAAAAACUGCAGUUGCUCACGGCAUUGUGAUGAAGUGCUGCUUAACAGUUCCCUUGGUAGGCCAGUCCCUUUUGUGAAGUAACAUGUCUCU
Messenger RNA from Lycium ferocissimum, 888 nucleotides. Its product is annotated as probable ethylene response sensor 1. Gene Ontology annotation, biological process: protein autophosphorylation. Gene Ontology annotation, molecular function: histidine phosphotransfer kinase activity; phosphorelay sensor kinase activity. Bases 179 to 559 code for a protein of 126 amino acids. The transcript has 2 exons. Lineage: Eukaryota; Viridiplantae; Streptophyta; Magnoliopsida; Solanales; Solanaceae. The record is from RefSeq and is a predicted model, not a curated record.